AUGAAUGGUCUCAGUGUUGUUUUUGCAAUGCAGAAUCCAUACUUGUUUUGCUUUCAUAUGUUUUUGGUUAUGUGCUUUUGUGUUGACCCUUUGACCGGUUUCAAUGCAACUGCUGCAAAGGCUAAUGUAGGAGUGAUUCUUGAUCUUGACACUGCUCUUGGAAAGAUAUGCAGAACUUGCAUUGCUAUGGCAAUCGAAGAUUUCUACUCCAACCGCGAUUACAACACCAUGAUCGAGCCUCAUUUCAGAGACUCGGAGAAUGAUGUUAUUACUGCAGCUUCUGCAGCUAUAGAACUGUUAAAGAACGCUGAAGUGAUGGCGAUAAUCGGGCCACAAAAAUCCGUUCAAGCAGACUUUGUGAUAGAUAUUGGUGACAAGGUGAAAGUUCCAAUUAUAUCUCCAGCAUCGAGCCCGUACUUAUCGACUAAAGGCUCAUCAUACUUGAUAAGAUCAGCAUGGUGUGCCUCUUCUCAAGUUAAAGCAAUUGCAGCAAUUGUGAAGAAAUUUGGUUGGAGGAAGGUCGUUUUUGUGUACGAGGAUACCAACUAUGGAAGCGGAUUAGUGCCUUAUAUUACUGUUGAUAUGCUAGAGAGCAAUGCUUUGGUCUCACACCAGGCUGUUAUUUCCGCUGAUGCGACAGAGGAUCUAAUUCGAGAGGAGCUCUUUAAGUUGGCGAAGAUAAGGCCAAGGGUAUUCGUGGUUCACAUGCUGCCAGACCUUGCAUCCCGUUUCUUUAAGGUGGCGAAAGAAGCAGGGAUGAUGGACAAGGGGUAUGUUUGGUUAAUAGCGGACGUGCUAACAAGUCUUUUGGAUUUUAUGCCAGAGACAAUGGAGGCGAUGCAAGGAGUAGUAGGUGUGAAGGCUUACGUUCCAAAAUCCGUUAAGUUUGUUGAGUUUGAAAAGAGAUGGAAAAGGAGGUUUCGAUUGGAGAAUCCAGAGUUGGAUGGAACAGAACUCAAUGUUGUUGGUUUGUUUUAUUAUGACAGCAUCACACUUUUGGCAGAGGCAAUCGAACGAGCUGGUGUGACAUCCCUGCGGUUCAAUAGAUCGGUUGAUCAUAGAGAAAAUUUGACAGAUUUGGGAGCAAUAGGAACAUCAUUGGCUGGACCAUCACUCAUUGGUUGGAUGAGACAGCACGUGUCCAAAGGGGUGAGUGGCGAUUUUAACAUAAGUAACGGCCAACUGCAGGCGUAUGCAUUCGAGAUAGUUAAUGUGAAUCGCAGGAAAGAAAUCCAAGUUGGAUUCUGGAGUGAACAAUGCGGAAUCGUACGGGAGAUUAAUGCAGACGAUAAUUGCUCGAUCGAUAAGGAACUUGACCCCAUUGUAUGGCCAGGAAAAGAAAGUGAAGUGCCAAAAGGAUGGGAAGUUUCUGGGAGUGGGAAAAGGUUGAGGGUUGGAGUUCCAUCAAUGAGGGGUUUCAAUAAAAAGAAUGAAGAAACAGGUGUUUUUAAACCAACUGGUUUUUUCAUUGAUAUUUUUGAGAAGGUAUGGCAAAACAUUCCGUAUCAUGUCCCAGUCGAAUAUAUCUUGAUCAAUACAGGAGGUAGGGGUUAUGAUGAUAUCAUAUUGAAAUUAGACGAAGAGGAACUUGAUGCAUUGGUGGGAGAUGUAACGGUGACAGCUAAUAGAUCGAAGCACGUAGAUUUCACAUUCCCUUACUCAGAAUCGGGAGUUGUCAUUGUUGUCCCGAUCAAUCCAAAAGGGAGGAGGAGUGCUUGGAUAUUUAUGAAGCCUCUAACAUAUGGCCUCUGGCUAACCAUUGGCGCCUUCUUUGUCUACACUGGUUUUGUCGUUUGGGUUCUUGAGCAUCGCGUAAAUAAAGCAUUCCGGGGCCCACCUAAGCAGCAAGUUGGAAUGAUAUUCUGGUUCUCAUUCUCAACGCUUGUUUUUGCACACAAGGAGAAAGUAAGGAGCAACUUGACAAGAUUUGUGGUGAUCGUGUGGGUGUUCGUGGUGCUGGUUUUGACGUCAAGUUACACAGCAAACUUGACAUCCAUGCUUACUGUAGAUCGACUGCAGCCCAAGACCAAGCAUCUGAAUGAUCUGAUAAAGAAUAGAGAGUUUGUUGGAUACCGAAUGGGCUCCUUUGUUAGAGAAUUCUUGACAAACAACGACAUUCUUGAAUCCGCGAGCCUGAAAAGCUACAACACCAUGGAUCAGUUCCACGAAGCUCUCUCCAAAGGCAGCAGGAAUGGAGGAGUAGGCGUGAUUAUUGAUGAACUCCCUUACGUUAGGGUUCUCCUUUCCAAGCACUGCGACAAGUAUACCAUGAUCGAUCCAAUAUAUCCGACUUCUGGCUUUGCUUUCGCAUUUCCAAAGGGUUCGCCGCUGGUUUUUGACGUUUCACAAGAGAUCUUGAGGCUGAAAGAGGAUAAGGAUUUGGUGAGGAUCACAAAGAAAUGGCUAGGAGAUGAGAAGGAUUGCCCCAUUGGCAAUGGAGCUCUGAGCACAUCGCAUAGGCUCAGUCCAGACAGUUUCAGGGGGCUCUUCGUCAUUGCUGGGAUGUCGUCAACGCUAGCUCUGGCAAUAUUCUUAUCUAAUUUCUUGUAUGAAAAUCGGUGUCUAUUAGAAUCUACUGCUUCAAUCAAGGAAAAGCUACUCAAACUUGCUACAAUUUUUACGUGGGAGAAAGAUGAAUCAUUGUCACUAAAGGAAAACCGGAUUUCUGAUCAUGGAGUUGGAGAUGUUUCAGCAGCAUUGAGUCCAACCAGGAGCAUUCCAUGUGAAAAAGAUCAUGAAGGAAUGGUUUCACAAGAUGAAGGAUUCUCAAGAGUAGAAAUCUCUGUUAUCCAACCUCCAAGAGACUAA
Salvia hispanica is the source of this 2808-nucleotide messenger RNA. Its product is annotated as glutamate receptor 2.7-like. The record is from RefSeq and is a predicted model, not a curated record. Gene Ontology annotation, cellular component: membrane. NCBI's taxonomy places the organism in Eukaryota, Viridiplantae, Streptophyta, Magnoliopsida, Lamiales, Lamiaceae. Gene Ontology annotation, molecular function: ligand-gated monoatomic ion channel activity.